CAACACUGUAAUGAUCUGUUCCUAAUUAAGUUAGGUGUACAGAUGAGAGAGAUAUCAAUAGAACUAGCUCAAGCAAAAACAGAAACAGAAGCUAAGAUAUUUAUAAUAUUGUGCAGAAAGAUGUAAAUCGAACAGAAAAGUGCAUCUGUCUUGCAGUGUUGCAAAUUGCAGAUGUCAGCUGUACUGAAUCAAAUAAACAGGUCUGAACAUUACAACUUUUUACCGAUGCAAACUUGAAUUUUGGAGAAAAAAUCGGCAAGAAUAUAAUAUAAUUGGUUCAAAACAAUUUUAAGUUUCCUGAUACAGAAGGUUGAGGGAAGAAAAGUUUCAAAAAAACUUUUGCAAAUUUUCCAUACAUGCGAAGCAGACGUGACGGAAAAUAAAGAAAAACACCACAUUGAGAUUAUUGUGGAAGCCUUAUGCUAGAAGUUUGUACACGGAUCCUAAUAGAAUUAUAGGAUAAAUCAAUUCAGUUGUGUUUUCUACAGAUUACGGAAUAAAAAAGCAGAUGCAACACCUUCCAAAUAAUGUAAAAUGCUUAGUUUAUAUCUAUAACUUUUUUGUUUGUAAUCACUGUAGUCUUGCCAUGUAGUAAGUUCCAAAAAUUUACUAUUGAAGUAACUUUCAACUUUGAAUUUAUAAUUUUAACAGUUUCUAUACUUAUAUCAAUUCAAAUAUGUAUAAAGAUGCAAAGCAAAAAAGUUCUAAGAGUUACAUUAGGAAUGAUUCGACAAAUUCAAGACAUAGCCCUAGUGGGUCUUCAAAUGGUAUCAAACAAGGCCCUAGAGUUGGCCCCAACUUUCAACUAGGCAAAAAAAUUGGUUGUGGAAACUUUGGUGAAUUGCGGCUUGGUAAAAACCUAUACAAUAAUGAACAUGUAGCUAUAAAACUAGAACCAAUGAAAUCAAAGGCACCUCAACUUCAUCUAGAAAAUAGAUUUUAUAAACUACUUGGUUGUCAUGAAGGUUUACCAGAAGUUUAUUAUUUUGGUCCUUGUGGCAAGUAUAAUGCACUUGUUAUGGAACUACUGGGACCUUGCCUUGAAGAUCUUUUUGAUAUGUGUGAACGUAAGUUUUCGUUAAAAACAGUGUUGAUGAUAGCAAUCCAAUUGUUGCAUAGAAUCGAAUAUGUUCAUUCAAAACACCUUGUGUAUCGAGAUGUCAAACCCGAAAAUUUUCUUGUUGGGCGAAAAAAUUCCAAGAAAGAAAACACUAUACAUAUCAUAGAUUUUGGCUUAGCUAAAGAAUAUAUUGAAGUAGAAACCAAUAAACACAUACCUUAUAGAGAACACAAAUCACUGACAGGUACUGCAAGGUAUAUGUCUAUUAACACACAUUUAGGUAAAGAACAAAGUCGUAGAGAUGAUCUAGAAGCCCUAGGUUAUAUGUUUAUGUAUUUUCUAAGAGGUUCUUUACCUUGGCAAGGUCUAACUGCUGACACAUUAAAAGAAAGGUACCAAAAAAUAGGAGAUACAAAAAGAUCAACAACUAUUGAAAAUCUUUGUGCUGGUCACCCAGAAGAAAUGGCUACCUAUUUAAGGUAUGUCAGGAGGUUAGACUUUUUUGAAACACCAGACUAUGAAUACCUAAGAAACUUAUUCAUUGACCUCUUUAAGAGAAUGAGGUUUGUGGAUGAUGGCCAAUUUGACUGGUCUGGAAUCACUUUCACUAGAAAUGCAAGUGGAUCACUGUCAAUAAAAACCAAUGAGCUAGUUCUGUCUGAUGACCAAGAAAGAGCUACGAGGAAUAGCAAAAUCAAUGCUUGGAGGGAGGCAUCCAAACACAGUACAUUGGGAGGUCUGACUUCAACUGAUAGGCAAACCAGUGUAGCAACCACCAAUGAUGGUAACAUAGAUGAUCCAACAGGUGGUCAGAGUCGUACUCCUAUAACUCAGAAUUGUGAUACUGAUGAUUCUGGUGAUACUGGGUGUUGUUGCUUUUUCAAAAAGAUUAAAAAGAAAAGUAUGAAUUUGAAAUAGUUAAUCGUUGACAAUAUUAUGCAUGUAACUUGGGUAUAUAGUUACAUUGAAUAAGCCCAUAAUGUCUUUUUUGUUUCUUGAUUCUAACAAAUGAACAUGAACAAAAACUGCUUUCCAAAAAUGAGUUGAGGAGCUGUGCCCAAAAAAGGAUAAACUGUACUUUAAUUUUUAAGAAUACUCUAGUGAUACUGCAAACUUUUUGUAUAUAUAUAAACCUGUACUUAUACUGUAUUUUCCUAUAUCUUUUAAUAAUUUUAAAAUUGUGGUAAAAUACCAUUUUAGAUCAACAGCAUAUUUAUGUCAGCAAGAGCUAUAGUUUUUAUAAACUGUUUUUAGUCUACUGUCAGUUAUGAUUUGCUACCAGCAUUUUCAUGAUCUGGUAUGUAUCUCAAAAGAAUCCAAAAAUUCCUUUUUGCACUUCUAAAUACAUUGUUGCCUUUAUUAUGAAUUCUCGAAUUUUACCAUCUCUAUUUGGAAAUGUAUUUGCUCCCCUCAAAAAGUACUGACUGAUUAUUCUAAAAUAGCUUGUAACAUUACAUUGAAUUUUAAUUAUAUUGUAUUGUAAUUUUUGCGUAAUCAUCAGUUUUAUAGAAUUCGUCUAUUUGUUGUGAAAGUGCGAUAAUGUUUAUGUGUAUGAAAGAGUUUUUCAUUUUGCAUGCCUGAUAUAAUAAAUAAUUGAGGACUUUCUACAUAUUUACAUUUUGAAAAUUUUCCUAUCUGUAUAUAUUUGCUUCUAGGGGUUUUAUUUUAGAUAUUGUAUGAGGAGAAGACUACUAUAUUUAACUCUAGCUAUUUUACAGAUUUAUAGGUUGUAUGUCAAGAAUAAAGACUUUUGUUGUACA
Acanthoscelides obtectus is the source of this 2820-nucleotide messenger RNA. The record is from the annotation of a GenBank genome assembly. Lineage: Eukaryota; Metazoa; Arthropoda; Insecta; Coleoptera; Chrysomelidae.